AUGUCCUCUUCCUACCAAAACGCUACUCGAGCUUCUCGACGCCCUAAUUACCGACCACAGACGCCGCCUCAAUACCGCAACGAGGCGGUUUCGACCAAAGACCGCCAACCCAUCCGGCCCUCCUUUCCUGAAACGUUCCUAGACGACAUCACCCCAAUUGACCACUACAAUAGCAAUAAUAGUAAUAGCCACAGUGACGCUAGGGAUGUGGACUCAAUUGACGAAGACGAGCGGGAUCCACACGACCUGUCCCUGAAUCCGACCCUUGGUGUGCGCUCGUCGGUCGUAGAUAACAUGCUCUUGUCUCUCGACCAGUUCUCCGCUUCUAACACGACCGAUUGUCCCUUUGACGACAGCCUCCCUUACGAUUCGCCUCAUCAGCAACAGGAAACCUUUUCACAUUAUCACUCAUACCACCAUCCAUCUAACAGCAAUAGUAAUAUCCAUAAUAAUAGUACCCACGGCAACAACAAUACUAAUUUCAACAUCAGCAACAACUCCCGGUUUCGGUCUCACACUCUCUCCUCCUCGGUCUCGUCAGACGUGGAGACCUACACUCACCAGGAUAGCAGCGGACACGGGCACCGGCACCGUCACAACAGCCACGGAUCGAAAGGCAGAGAAUAUCGCAGCAAUAGCAACCCGAACAGCAAACAGCCCACGAUCCGUCACAUUGACGGUAGCUCUGAAGGGGAACGACUGAGCUACAGGAGCAAAGUGUAUGAUUCACAGCGGGCAAUCAGCUCUAAUGACCGUAUCAUGCAAAGUCGGACAACUCCCAACUUUAUAAGAAGAGACAGCGCCGGCAGUACGUCCUCGAGUGUUGACCUGAACGAGAUGCUCGCCACCACCUCAAUCUACGGAACACGAAGAUCGGCCAGCUUCGACUACGGUUCGACCUUCCCGUCACGAGCCAAUAAGAGACACCCUUCUUUUGGUCAUUGUGAUACCAUGAUGCAGUACGACGACAUGAAUGCUGCCCCGACACCAACGGUCCCCGUAGGCCCUAGGAAGAACCACUCUCCUUCCGUCAUCGCUGACCAUGCUGGCAACGCCUAUAGUUCGACACCCCCCGGCUCUUCUGCUCGGCCCGCCGGCUUGGUCCGCAAAAAUAGCACAAAGUCCGCGCGAAGCAUGUACUCGAGGAAAAAUAAGAGUGACACGCUGGGGACCUCUACAAUCAGAGGCCGAAAUGACGAGUAUAAUAAAUAUUUCGGAGACGACCAAAACGAUAUUCCUCCUGUGCCCUCUUUGAACCAGGUACCGGCACCUAGUCCUACCAUUGCGCGCUCAAAACAACAGCCUCCCAGUCAUUUCCCUCCUGAGAACGUCAGUACACCACCAACAAAGGAGCGUCAGGGCUUCUUUAGACGGGUAUUUGGCUCCAGACAAUCCUCUCCUUCUCAGUCCGACGUGAGCCCUCACUCUGCGCGAGGUAACGAGUAUUCAGACCCCUCGAGGUACGAUAGCAUUUCAAUACACCCGAAACCCUAUAGGCCGCCGCCCCCAAGGGAUCCCGCAACUACCAAUAAUGCCACUCGUGAGAACCCUCCCGUCGUAACGAAGAAGCCGUCGUCCUUUUUCCGCAGACGCAAAAAAUCUGUAAUUGAAAACGUCCCUCCGCCUCUCAAUCUACCACUCUCAAAUCUCAGCUCUACGGAAAUAGGAACCGAUAAAUUGAAAGUCAAGACAGCAUCGGGAUCUACUCGCACAGACAGCCUCAGCAGGGUUAUGAAACCGUAUCUGUCGGACAUGGAUUCGCCGGAGGUUUAUAACAGUGGCAAGUCACAAGAUCAGCAGGAAACAGACGAGUCUGAUACCGAAUCUCCCAUCGGAAGAGAAUAUAACCAACUCAAGGAACCCAAAACCAAGACCCCUAGGAAACUUCAAAAACUGCCCCAUUUGUCUAACUCCCAACCUUCUGGUCAAACAGUGGGUGCUGCAAACGCAACUAAGACUAGUGCCCGUUCAAGAACCAACGACUUUGACAGUUCGUUCCUAGCAGACAGCAGUGGGAAUGAAGGGCUGGGGGCAAGACACCCAGAAGACAAGCGAUCGCGCAGACCGCGGACAAGUCCAGAUGCCCCUGCUCAACCCUCACAGCAUUCCGCUCUCAGGCCCAAACGUGAACUUGUCCUUUCUGAUCGUGUAAAUGCUGGAAAGUCCCAGAACAGCGAGUCGAAUUCUAGCUCUUUACUGGAACCGGCGAUUUCCCCAGCGCACUCAAAGAGGAACCAGCAGACCUCAGCCCCAGCCAGCCCAAAUACCACCGACACUGAGCCCUCCAGGCAAAAACAAUCAGGUCUUUACAUCGAUACGUCUGGAAGGUCUGUGUUGACUACAGAAAAAGAUAAAUCGCCUCGGAUAUCAACGUCGACUUCAAACGCCUCUAAUUACCAUACUGCACAAAAUACCCCCGUCAUCCCCGGCAGUGACGAGAAUCUAGCUUGGGGAAAUACAACAACGGAACAACUACAGAGUAGCGUGGAUACAAUUAACAACGGGUUUGAGGAAAAUAUGCCCAGCCCCGAAGAUAGGCGACAGGCUCAGCAGUUGUUUGACAAUCUCGAUGAGAUGGCCGCAGGGCGAUAUACGGCUGCUUGGCUCGGUACACCUGACAGGGGAAUGCUUCGAAAGGCAUAUAUGGAUCACUUUGACUGGUCAGAUAUGAAUAUUCUUUCAUCCCUAAGGAGUUUAUGCUGUAAGAUUGCGUUGAAGGAUAUCGAGCAAAAGAUGACCAAGCCGCAAUUCAUUAAAAACACCAUGCCCACCAUUCAACGAGUUGUAGCAGAAGCCGCCCCAGAUGCAUUUAGCUCGUCUCAACAAUCAAGACCUCAGACCAAGCAGGUGCCAGAAGCAGAGAGGACAUGCCUUACGAAAAACUUCCCCAAACCAUCUCUGGAAAAACAGCCUAGCCAUUCACCCACUAGUGCAGAAAAAUCCUACGAAACGCCGACUAUUGAUAUUCCAAUUAUUGAAAUGCCUACCAUACCACCUCCUCGUCUUUCAAGCCGUGCCUCAUUCAUCGAUAUAGGUCAUGGGCUCAGUGCUCUGGCUGGCCCGCUUGUGUCCACUCCGUUUCACGGAUCAAUGAAGGCAUGGGAGGCACAAAUUGAGGCAGUUCUCAAAGAAUUUUAUAACUCGAUCCAAAAGCAGAAACUUCCGCUGAGAGGUGUCACAACGGAGAACGAUGACCAUAUUCACUCUUCUGGCGGAUUCCUUACGCUUACUUCCAACAUGCUUCGAAGGACUCCAAGUACGAUCAGUCGGGCCGGUGUGGGAGAGCACCGAGGCCGCGGUGGCGCUGAGAAUCGCCUAAGCACUGCUCGGUGGUCCUCAAAGGCCAGGUCUCGUCCCCGUCUUUACCCACCAUCUGCGAUGGGUUCGAGCCGUACAAGCUUAGACGACCAGUCGUCAAUGUGGUCGCCUUCUGGCUCUAGUACCUGGAGCAAGAACUCGCUAGGCAAGACGCUAACGUCCAUGUCUGUCGACUCCUUCGCGUCUGAAUUCCCGCGAGGCGACUAUCAGCAAUCAAUUGGCUUCGCAAACGCCUUGAGCCAUGCCAUUAUCCGUGAAGAUUCUGCCCACUCGAUAGCUCCGUCAGAGGACCCAGCGCGAGUUGCAAUGGUUCUAGAAGACGAGAGCCUCGAACUUGCGGGUGCCCCGUGGGCAAAAGAAGGGAGCCUGAAACACAAACAUCAUCUUGACUCGAUCGACAAGCGUUCAAAGGAUAGAAACUGGAACGAGACAUUCGCCGUGAUCCAACGUGGCUGGAUGCGUCUCUUCUCAUUCAACUCCAACAACAAGUCCACUCGCCUUAGACCCAAACAACGCCAGAAUGCAGGCAUGGUGGUCGGAGGCGGCAACUGGAUGGAGAAUGCAGAUGAGACGUGGAAGUUCCUCCUUCGACAUACCAUUGCCAGCGCGCUUCCGGCUCCGGGAUACUCCAAAUCCCGCCCUCACGUAUGGGCUCUCAGCCUGCCCACAGGCGCCGUACACUUGUUCCAAGUGGGCACGGCAGACAUCGUGAAGGAGUUCGUCUCGACGGCAAACUACUGGAGCGCGCGCCUCUCCAAGGGCCCUCUGUUCGGUGCCGUCAGCAACAUUGAGUACGGCUGGAGUGACGCUGUCAUCAACAGUGCAGCCGCGAGCAUCGACGACUCCAACCUCCCUACCAGCGCCCCGUCCACCAGCAGCUCGGCACCGAUUCCCCGACCAAGCCUGCAGAGUUCCAUCCGCAGCUCUCUGGACAAGCAAGGCGUCCGCCCUCGCCUGCCAGGCGAUCGGAUCGUGCUCAGCGACUGGCGACCCCCACAGCAAAGCAUGAUGGCCUCCACCUCUUCCGAAGCCGAACAGCUGGAGACCCUCCGCAGCUACGUGAAGCACGUCGAGCAGGAACUUCAGCGCCACAACGAGCUGCGCCCUGCUCUCAUGCUUGCCUUCACCCCGAGACACGCAAACUACUCCAAGGCGCUGCAUAACUGGGAGCGCAAGUCUUCCUAUCUUCUAAGAGAAAUUGUCAAGUUCCGCACCUAUAUCGACAGUCUGGUCUGGGCAGAGACGCAGAGAGAGCGAAUCUACCAGGCCGAUGCCGCAAAAGAGGAUGAAUCGAACGCCGCCUGA
Messenger RNA from Microsporum canis CBS 113480, 4623 nucleotides. Its product is annotated as Sec7 domain-containing protein. Gene Ontology annotation, molecular function: guanyl-nucleotide exchange factor activity. Gene Ontology annotation, biological process: regulation of ARF protein signal transduction. Bases 1 to 4623 code for a protein of 1540 amino acids. NCBI's taxonomy places the organism in Eukaryota, Fungi, Ascomycota, Eurotiomycetes, Onygenales, Arthrodermataceae. The record is from RefSeq and is a predicted model, not a curated record. The transcript has 2 exons.